ACACCCCCCCCUCUGUCCAGCCUACAGUGACGUUUCUUUUUGAAGGUCUGUGCUUGGCUUUUAUGCAAUCCUGCAGCUUCUUCCGCACCACGUUAAAUAAGCAUGCUGUGCCUUUGUAUGAUCAGGCAGAAGGGCUGGAAGGGAUCACAGACAAGGAGAAACCUUCAGAGGAGACACAAGUGCUGGAGUUGAACAAGUGGCCUCUUCCGAGGCAGAUCUGUGGAGUGGCCCUAUAAAACUCUCCUGUCUGGAUGCCCAGCCCAGUGCAGUCCUCAUUCUGACCUCUGAGGGUGAGUUUGCCGAGCACAAGAAGCAGCAGUGUGUGUUGGCUCGGCCAAGGCAACACGAGUAGUGAUCCCAGCACCAGAGAUGGGCAUUGGUCGGAACCCGUCAUCCAAGGCAAUGGAAUCCACAAACUCAACAGAUGGGAAAUAUGAGGAGGAAUCCAAGCAUACAGCUUUUUUCACCCUGCCAGCGGUGAUAAAUGGAGGAGCUGCUUCUAGCGUUGAUCAGGACAAUGAAAAUACAGAACUAAUGGCUAUUUAUACCACUGAGAGUGGCAUUGCAGAGAAGAGCUCAUUGGCAGAGACACUGGAUAGCACUGGGAGUCUAGAGCGGCAGCGGCUUGAUAUGAUCUACACAGUGGAGGAUGUCCCUCCCUGGUACCUCUGCAUUUUUCUGGGUUUACAGCACUACCUGACAUGCUUCAGUGGGACAGUAGCUGUCCCGUUCCUGCUGGCGGAAGCCAUGUGUGUAGGAUUUGACCAAUGGGCCACCAGCCAACUCAUUGGGACCAUUUUUUUCUGUGUAGGAAUCACUACUUUGUUCCAGACAACUUUUGGCUGCAGGUUACCAUUGUUCCAGGCAAGUGCAUUUGCCUUCCUAGCCCCAGCUCGUGCCAUUCUAUCCCUUGAGAAGUGGAAAUGUAAUGCUACAGAUAUAUCCAUCAGCAAUGGAACGGAGCUGCUCCAUACGGAACAAAUCUGGUAUCCAAGGAUACGUGAGAUCCAAGGAGCGAUCAUUAUGUCUUCACUGAUUGAAGUUGUAAUUGGCUUUCUUGGGCUCCCUGGAGCAUUACUAAGAUAUAUUGGGCCACUAACCAUCACUCCUACUGUGUCCCUCAUUGGUCUAUCUGGAUUUCAGGCUGCCGGGGAGAGAGCAGGAAAACACUGGGGCAUUGCAAUGCUCACCAUUUUCCUGGUCCUGCUCUUCUCCCAGUAUGCAAGGAACGUCAAACUGCCGCUGCCCAUCUACAAAUCCAAAAAAGGAUGGACCGCGUACAAGCUGCAGCUGUUCAAAAUGUUCCCCAUUAUUACGGCAAUACUUGUGUCCUGGCUCCUCUGCUUCAUCUUUACUGUGACAGACGUUUUCCCUCCAGAUAGCAGCAAAUAUGGCUUCCACGCCCGCACUGAUGCCAGGCAAGGGAUCCUGGCGGUGGCCCCAUGGUUUAAGGUUCCCUACCCAUUUCAAUGGGGUCUCCCUACGGUGUCCGCUGCCGGUGUUAUUGGAAUGCUGAGUGCAGUAGUAGCAAGUAUUAUAGAAUCCAUUGGGGAUUACUACGCCUGCGCACGCCUGUCCUGUGCUCCCCCUCCUCCAAUCCACGCCAUCAACAGAGGGAUUUUUAUUGAGGGUCUUUCCUGUGUCCUUGAUGGGGUGUUUGGUACUGGAAAUGGAUCCACCUCAUCCAGCCCCAAUAUUGGUGUGCUUGGCAUCACUAAGGUUGCCAGUCGGAGAGUUAUCCAGUAUGGUGCUGCCUUCAUGCUGCUGUUGGGGAUGAUUGGAAAAUUCAGCGCCCUCUUUGCUUCUCUCCCUGAUCCUGUUCUUGGGGCUCUGUUCUGCACCCUUUUUGGAAUGAUCACUGCCGUGGGGCUCUCCAACCUCCAGUUUGUGGAUCUCAACUCAUCCCGAAACCUCUUUGUCCUAGGAUUCUCUAUCUUCUUUGGGCUCAUGCUUCCCAGUUAUCUAAAACAGAAUCCAUUGGUCACAGGUAUAGUAGGGAUUGAUCAAAUUCUAAAUGUACUUUUGACGACAGCCAUGUUUGUCGGAGGUUGUACGGCUUUUAUUUUGGACAAUACUAUUCCAGGCACACCUGAGGAAAGAGGAAUCCGCAAGUGGAAGAAGGGCGUGGGCAAAGGCUCAGCCAUUGAAGGACUGGAGUCUUACGACCUGCCAUUUGGAAUGAGCUUUCUGCGGAGAUACAAGUGUUUCAGUUACCUUCCCAUUAGCCCCACAUUUGCCGGCUACCAAUGGAAGGCUCUGAGGAAAUGCAGUAAUAGAGCUGAGGAGGAACCUGAGCCAGCGGUAUAACCCUGGCCCCCGGUUUGCUCUCAUUGUGCAGUGUACAGUCUUUGCAAAAUUUUACCAGGUUUACCAAGCCUUGAACCAGAUGUGUUUUUUGUAUAUUUACAUAUAAUUCCAGGGCAGAGACCCAGGGUGCAGUAUGGGCUUUAUUAACACUUUCUUCUUUAUAUAUAUAUAUAUAUAUAUAUGUUGUUCUGCUAAUGCAGUAAGUUUAUUAAUUAACUGAUUGUCCUUGUCUUUACCCUUUUCAGUCCCAUUCUGCUGAACACUGUAUAUUUUUUUUCCACCUUCCUUCUCUGGCUCAGAAUGGUGGGCUCCUAAAUUGUCUAAGGGUUUAUCUGAAGACUGACUGUUUAAAUGGGUAUUCAUGCCCAUCCAAGGGUACUCAGUUGCCCUCUGUCUCAGCUCGGGAAUAGUUAACUUAUUGCAGUCCUGUCUUCUAUUAUUUAUGCCCCACCUCCCCACAAUUAUGUGGGCUCUUGUGGAAACAGCACCUUCCUUCUAUCCCUCUGAAUUUAUAUAGAAACUGUAAAUCAAUUUCCCCCUUUUCUGAAAGACAUGUGGUAGUUUUGAAUGCCAUGAUGCUGUGUGGGCAAACCAUAGUGGGCAAUGUUGGUAACAAAACAGGAAGUGAUAAUCUGAGAAAAGUUAGUCCUCAUUUUUUUUUGUGGUGUUCAGGAACAACUUCCUUCCAACCGAGAACUGGAAUUACCUACUGGUUGAUAGGUUAAAGAUCCUAGUAACCAGAAAGAGGAAUAGAGACAAGGGUGGAUUUUUAUUUAUAAGUAUUUAUUGAUUACCCUUCCAUGGCCCCCCUCGCCUGCCAUUUUCCCAGCAUUCUGAAAAUAAAAAAUGUGCUCUAAUAUGAAACCACGUCCAAUGAAAACCAGUUGCUUUUUUUUCAGAUAAACACUUUCUGAUUCUUUUUCAUUUGAAUUUAUUUCUUCAGAAUCCAAGACCUCAUUAUUUGAAG
Messenger RNA from Xenopus laevis (African clawed frog), 3274 nucleotides. RefSeq names its product solute carrier family 23 (ascorbic acid transporter), member 2 S homeolog (gene slc23a2.S). Gene Ontology annotation, cellular component: plasma membrane; membrane. Gene Ontology annotation, biological process: transmembrane transport. The coding region runs from base 370 to 2307 and encodes 645 amino acids. Gene Ontology annotation, molecular function: transmembrane transporter activity. Lineage: Eukaryota; Metazoa; Chordata; Amphibia; Anura; Pipidae. The transcript is spliced from 16 exons. The record is from RefSeq and is a predicted model, not a curated record.